Messenger RNA from Aquila chrysaetos chrysaetos, 1246 nucleotides. RefSeq lists its product as uncharacterized. NCBI's taxonomy places the organism in Eukaryota, Metazoa, Chordata, Aves, Accipitriformes, Accipitridae. The transcript is spliced from 11 exons. Bases 101 to 1246 code for a protein of 381 amino acids. The record is from RefSeq and is a predicted model, not a curated record.
UCGGCAGGGCCGAGCGAGGCGCGGCCUCUCCGCGCCGGUGCAGCAGGCACCGAUUUGUAUCGCAAAUGCGAGAGGGGGACGUGGAGCCUUGUUUUCGGCGAUGAGAGCAACGAACAGAUUAAACAGUGACCUGACGCCCGUCUGGGUAAGGCAGAUGAACAAACUAAAUCAUGAUGCCUCAACAGCUAAAAGGGGAACCCAAAUGCAGUUUUCCUCCUUGUGUAGAUGCGGUGGUGGCAAUGGUUAUCCAGCUUCUCAGCUGGAUGUUGGUUUGGAGCCCUUGGGGCAUCCUGCAGAUCCUCUCAAGGUCAACGGCUUCCCGACUUCUUGGUCUACUCCUGUCCUAGAGCCUGAGAGCAAUCCCAGAGCCGUGCCUGUAGGCGAAGGUGAUCCAGCUUCCUGGCUGGGUUCCAGGACUGAGGCUCCGGGAGAUGGCAUGGUUACAGAUGUGCCUGCAGGGAGGACUCUUCUAGCUCCUCGGCUGGAUGCUGUGCUACAGCCUGGCUGGCAUCGCAGGGGUCCUCCGAGAGCCAGGUACCCAGCUGAAGGAGGAAAAAAGUCCCUGGAGCCAUCUGAAGUCCUAAGGCAAAUGCUGAAGGAACUGGAGAGAAGACACAAGACGGACAGAGAGGCUGUGCCGAAGGAGGCGUUUUCGGGAGGAAGCGGUGGCUCACUGCCAGUCUCUGCUGGAGAAUCGGAGGCGACGCAAGCCCCCGGCACACCAGUGCUGUCAAAGCCCGGAGAAGACCACCGCAGCAGCGCAUAUAAAUUUUUUCGAGCGGACUCAGACGUGGUCGGCGAGAGGACCAGAAGUGGUCACGAGCCCCAGAGCUCCGCAAGCGUUCUCUGUCCCCAAGAUGUGCGGAGGCGCUGUAUGAUAGGCACAGCAGCAGUCAUGGUUGCCAUGCCACUUGCAAUACUGUUAUGCUGUGUCACGAUCCGGCACUGGAGGAAAACACUGAGGGCCUCAGCGGCCUCCUCUCUCCACAGGUGUGCCUCUGCUGCUUCAGGCUACCCCUCGCGCCCGGGCAGCCGGACCAGCUGCCCCAGCACCCCUGACAGCUGGAACCAACGACAGCAGCCGAGGGUCCUGCCAGGAAAACCGGUGCGCCCACCCUCCCCGUGGCCCCCCAGCCCGUCCCCGGCAGCCCUGCUGCUGUGGAACGAGCCCAGAGCCCGCCAGCACCAACCGAAACGGCCCUUCCGCCCCCCGAGCCCACUGCUCCGACCCUCCAGCAAGGGCUGA